This is a messenger RNA of Entrophospora candida, 180 nucleotides long. NCBI's taxonomy places the organism in Eukaryota, Fungi, Glomeromycota, Glomeromycetes, Entrophosporales, Entrophosporaceae. The record is from the annotation of a GenBank genome assembly.
AUGAGUAAAAGUGUUGGUGUUAACGAAAAUGGUAAAAUUACUAAUGAUGACUCUGAAUCACUAUUACUUAGGAAAUAUGGUGUGUGUGAGAAAAAUUGCGUUGGUAAAGGAGCAACAGCCGUUGUUCGUCUUGCUCAUAAAUUUGAUAAUUCAACUUGUGAAAGAAUUUAUGCUGUCAAG